GCCUUAAGUGAUGUACUAGUUGGACGCUGUGCUCUGUGCAGGUGUCAACAUCAAACACACACCGCUUACAUCUGCGACAGGCCGCCAGACCUGGUUUACUUUAGCUAAAGGCAAAAAAAAAGAAGAACGUACAAUGCUCAGACGAAUUUUACAAAUGACUCCUGGAAAGGGAGGCUCCCAGGCACCUGAAUCUGAGCAGCCGUCUGCUGACUUAAAUAAUGAGACUUCAGAGGGCUUCAUUUGUCCACAGUGUAUGAAGUCUCAUAACUCUGCUGAGGAGCUUUUCAAGCAUUAUGAAGUUUACCAUGAGCCCCAGGAACAGCCAUCUCAUCUCAGCUCUGGGAGGGAGGACUUAUCUCUUUUGCGACAAGAAGUGCAGGAUUUACAAGCGUCACUGAAGGAAGAACGAUGGUUUUCAGGAGAACUGAAAAAAGAACUAGACAAAGUGCAAGGACAACUGAAGCAAGGACCUCAGACUGAUGGCCAGGUAGGCAUAGAGGACUCAGAACUGGAGAUGAAACUCCAUGAAGCUGAGACCGAAAAGUUCAACAUCAAACAGAUGAAAGACCUGUUUGAACAGAAAGCAGCCCAGCUGGCCACUGAGAUUGUAGAUAUCAAGUCACGCUAUGAUGAGGAGAAGAGCCUGAGAGAGGUGGCUGAGCACAAAGUGAGCAGCCUGCAGCAGGACCUGCAGAGAGAGAGACAGGAAAAAGACAAACUGCAGACAGAACUGCUGCAGAGGCCGGGAGUGGAGGAUGUGGAGGUGUUGAAGAGGGAGCUGGUGCAAGUACAGACGCUGAUGGACAACAUGACUCGUGAAAGGGAGGAGGAAUCUGCACGGAUCAAAAAUGAGUAUGAACAGCUGCAGAGGAAUUUCACUACCUCAGAGAUUCGUAAACUGGAGACAACUGUCUCUAAACUGAAGGCAGAACUGGAGAAGGGUCCCCAGGAGGCUGCGGUGUACACGCAACAGAUCCACCAACUACAGAGCAACCUGGACAACCUCCAGCAACAGAGCCAGAUGCUGUCAGCAAAGCUGGCACGACGGGAGAAGGAGAACCAAGAACUGGAGGAGCGCCUGGGCCAGGAGCAGGUGUCCAAGAAGAAUCUGCAGGCCAGCCUUCACCAAAGGGAUUUGGAGCUGCAGGAGAGCCAAGCACGCGCAUCAGCAGGAGAGGCCUCCGUCAGUCGGGCUCAGGCUGAGUUAACUGAACGUGGGGAAGAGGUGAGGCGCCUCAGAAAGGAGUUGGCUGAGCUCGAGAAGAGCCAGCAGGAUCUGAAAGCCGAGCGCAAGCAACUCCAGCAGCAAAGGGAUGAGCGAGAGAGCCAGACCCUGCAGCAGCAGGGCGAGAUCAGCCAGCUGCAUGGGAAGCUUCUGGAGACGGAGCGGCAGCUGGGUGAGGUGCAGGGCCGGCUGAAGGAGCAGAGACAGCUCGCAGGAGAGAAACUCAAAGACCGUGAGCAGCAGGUUGCUGAAUUCCAGCUCAAACUUUCCCGAUUAGAAGAACAGCUAAAAGAGAGCACUACAAAGUCCACUGACCUGCAGCACCAGCUGGACAAAUCCAAACAGCAACAUCAAGAGCUGCAAGCUGUCCAGCAGAGCACCAACGGCAAGCUACGAGAAGCGCAGAAUGACUUGGAGCAGGUGCUGCGUCAGAUUGGUGAUAAGGACCAGAAGAUCCAGAAUCUGGAGGCCCUGCUGCAGAAAAGCAAAGCCAGCCUGAGCCAGCUGGAAGCUGAAAGAGAAGAUCUGUGUGCCAAGAUCCAGGCAGGAGAGGGGGAAGCUGCUUUACUCAACCAACUUCAGGAAAAGAAUCACGCUCUACAGGAGCAGAUAAGUCAGCUUACGGAAAAACUGAAGAACCAGUCAGAGAGUCAUAAACAAGCCCAAGAGAACCUCCAUGAGCAGUUACAAGAGCAGAAGAGCCAGCUGCGCUCAGCACAGGACCGCUACCAGUCCUUGGAGUGUAAUGUAACAGAUCUCACUGCCCAGCUCACCCAGAGUAAGGAGAGACUUACCCAACUCGACACCCAGCUAAAGGCUAAGACAGAGAUGCUGCUGUCAGCUGAAGCCGCAAAAACUGCCCAGAGAGCAGAUCUAGAGAGCCAUCUUGAAACAGCCCAGCAUGCACUGCAAGACAAGCAACAGGAGGUGAGUAAGGCUCAGGCUCAGCUAGAGGAACAGGCCCGUCGUCUGCAGGACAAACAGGAAAAGUGCUUGCAGUUGGAGUCCAGUCUGAAGGAGAUCAGAGAGAAGCUGCUGGCUGCGGAGCAGAAGACCGACACACUGGAGAGCCAAGCCAAGAAAGCAGAAGCUGAGUUAGUGGAGCUGCGCUCAGGAAGGGAACAAACACAGAAGGCACAACAAAGACAGCAGCAGCAAAUUAGUGAGCUGGAGAAGAGGAAUAAGGAGCUCAGUUGCCAGCUGGACACUGAAAAAGAAGGUGCUGCAGCUCUGCAGGUGGAGCUACAGAAGAAGAGCUCAGCUUUGGGAGAUACGCAAAAGCAUGUAGAGAAGUUGAAACAGGAGCACAGUGACAUUAAGACGAGAUUGGAGCAACUCACAGAGGAAGGACUCCUGCAAAAGGCAGAGCUGGAGAAGAAGGUCCAGGGGAUGAACACAGAGCACCAGAAAACCCAGCAAGAGAGAGAUGCACAGGCUAUAGAGCUGCAGAAGGUGAAAAAGGAUCUUAGCAAGGCUUCCACAGCCCUGAAGGAGAGUCAGACCCUGCUGGAGAAAGAGAAGAAGAGCAGCACAGCAGCCCUAGAAGAGAAGGAGAAAGCUCACCAGAAGGCCCAGCAGGAGCUUCAGAAGAAUGCAGAAGCAACAGCUAAGGAAUUGAGCACAGUCAAAGCUCAAUUGGGGAACAUGACAGAGUCGGAGAAGGGACUUCGGGCGCAGCUGAAAGAACUGAGUGCCCAGUUGAAGCAGUCUCAGGAUGCACUGAAGGAUAAGGAGAAGAACAUCCAGCAGGUCCAGACACAGCUGAAGACAGCCCAAGGAUCCUUCAGUGAGGAAGUGAAAAAACUGCAGAGCCAAGUGGCAGAGCUGCAGACCGCUCAAACAAAGAAGGUGGAGGAGUUGACUAAGCUGGAGGAACAGAUGACUGUGCUGUCUGAACAGCUGAGUUCAGAGAAAAACCACAGUGCAGAGCUGCAGAAAACAUGUGACUGCACCAAGGAGAGCUUGGACAAACUACAGUCCGACUAUUACGGCAAGGAAUCGGAAGUCUCUGCUCUGCGCCAGGACCUCAAGGUACGUGAGGAGAAACUGGCUCUGACUCAGGAGGAACUGGUGGCCAGCACCAACCAGCUGAACAAUCACGAGGCCCGAAUUGAGGAGCUGAAAACAGGACAUGCAGCACUGGAGAAAGACUUAAAGAAGAGGGAUGAGAAGCUCAAACAGCAGGAGGAGGCUCUACGAGAACUACAGAAGCAGCAGGAGCUGAUGCAGGAGGAGCUAAAGAAGGAGCGUUCUCAGGUGGAGGAGCUGAGGGAGGCUCAGAGUGGGCUAGAGAAAGAGCGGAGCAGGCUAAGUGCUGAACUCAAAGCUCUGGCAGACAAGAGUGAGAAGGAGCUGAAGGACCUGCAGGCAGCGAAGCAGCUCUUGCUUCAGCAGAAGGUAGAUCUACAGGGCAGAGCGGACGCGAUCCAGGCAGCACUGGAGCAGGAAAAGAAAGCGCAUCAGAACACCCGCGAGUCCAUCACGCAAUCACAACAGCAGCACAAAGCAGAGACUGACAAACUGCAUAAACAGCUGGCAUUGGAGGCGAAGGCUAAAGAGGAGGUGGAGAAGCGGAAGGAGGAGGCCGAGGCAAAGCUCACAAUGCAGGUUUCUGCGCUUAAUGAGAAUGUUGCCACGUUGAAGCGAGAGUGGCAGAGCAGUCAGCGACGUGUGAGCGAGCUGGAGAAACAGACAGAUGAAUUGCGUGGAGAGAUCGCUGUGCUUGAAGCCACUGUGCAGAACAACCAAGACGAGAGACGUGCCCUGCUUGAGAGGUGUGUGAAGGAUGAGGGCGAGAUAGAGAAGUUACAAGCCAAAGUGGUGGAGAUGAGGAGAAAACUAGAUGACACCACAGCAGCCAUGCAGGAGCUGGGCAGAGAAAAUCAGUCCUUACAGAUAAAGCAGUCGCAGACCCUCACACGGAAGUGGGCAGAGGACCAUGAGGUGCAGAACUGCAUGUCCUGUGGGAAAGGUUUCUCCGUCACCAUCCGGAAGCACCACUGUCGUCACUGCGGGAACAUCUUUUGUGCCGAGUGCUCAGCCAAGUGCGCCCUGACACCGUCCUCUAAGAAGCCGGUGCGGGUUUGUGAGACCUGCUACGAGGAGCUGCAGGGCUAACGAGCCUCUCCCAUUCUGCUGCUCUGCCACACACUCGCCACGGACUCUUCCUGCACAGAACAGCAGCUUUCCCAGACUCUGGGAGCAGGAGUGGCGGGGUGGCAGAGCUGCAGGAAUAAAUGAGGACUGGGCCUCAGAGAGAGAGAGAGCGACUGGAGAAUCACGGCAGUCCUCACCCGAGCAGUGCCUUGGUCAACUCUAGGGCCAUUUGGGGUUCCAAAGAAUCUAAAAGGGAAAGUGGUGCAGUAUUUUUAAUCGAAUGUGUUUUGGAUGAGAUUUCUGAAAAUGCUCUGUGCUUUGGGUUCCAGGCUGGAAGAUUUGUACCUCAAGCUUUUUCUCUUCUGAACAAAGCAGUAGUGAAUCUGCCAGCGUGGCAUCCAGACUGAGUGUUUUGUGCAGGCUCUACAGACUUGUCAAGUUAGUGCUUUCAGGUGCAAGAAGAACGAACGCACAGAGCUAUGAAAAAAUCUCAUUGAAAACUAAUGACACUUUUCCAGCUGACAGUGUGGUACAGUGUUAUUCAGUUACCAGUACUAUUUUCCAUUGCCUACUGGUACCUGUGAAAGUAGGAGGAGUUAACUAGAUACUGGGAGGUGGUGACAGUUUCCCCUGCAAAACAAACCACAGCAGCAAGAACGCAAAAGCUUCAAGGUCGGAUUUAACGUUUACAUUGAACAUUAACAUUUACUUGCAAUUUGGUUUUAUGUGAAGACACAAGAGAUAGCAAGAGUUUACAAAAGCAGACACUAUUACUGAAGAUUGCUGUACCAUAUAGCCUGGUAGAUCAGCCAUUAUAGCUAGCUAUAUUUCUUUCACUCAACUGACAACACGUGACCUUUCUCUAACAACCGCGUUUGACCAAUCAGUGGUCUGCCCCAUUUCCAGCUUCACCUAUAAUUCAUUGUUUAGUACCCCGGCAAGAAGGGUAACCAAAUCCAGUACUGGUAACAGUGUGUUGCAUAAGUAGAACGUGAACUUUUCCUCGUUUUGUAGCGUUACAACCCAGAACUGAAAUAAACAGUCAGGAAUUUACACAAAAUAACCAAUAAAGCCAAUAAUAUUGAAUUGGAAUAAAAUCAAUUUUGAUUUAUCCCACACUUUCUCCAAACAUUUCUUCCCCCUACUUCAUUAUUAUUAUUAUUAUUAUUAUUAUUAUUAUUAUUAUGAGCUAUAUUGUGUGUUAAUUCUAUUUCAGUUCAAAGUUGCAACACUACAUAAUGUGGAAAAUUUCAGUGUUUAUGCAAUGCACUGUGCAUAGUUACAGCCGGGUUCACUUGGCAAUGGAAAUCUCAGAUUUGUUACCAUACCGUGCCACACUGUCCCUUGGAAAGCACUAAUGGUCUUCACUUUGACUUGAUUAAACCUUUUCCAACUCAGUUAUCAUUAAUUCAGGCAUGUUUUAUUCAUUGGUGUCUACGUAGCUAUCAUACAUGCUUGCUAUGCUGCUCAGAUUUCCAUUUGAUUUAAAAAAAAAAAAAAAUCUUUUUACCAUUUUGUUAUUAUUCUCUUAGCUUUACCGAAUUGGUGCAUUUGAGCUGUAUUUUUGCAGAUUUGCUAAUUCUGAUCAAUUGGAUUUUUGAAUUGACAGCAUCACUUAUUUGCACAUGUGUGUGCCCUGCUACUAAGCAAUAAUUGUGAUUGUGGCUGUAAUGUGUGUAUGUGCGUGUGUGAACCUGUGUAUGUAAGAGAUUUAUCUAUAAAUGCUAUAUUGAUUGUAUAAAAUACGGGCUGCUAGAGCACCUCUGAAAGCGUAUGGUCGGUUUGCGUAGAGUUAUAUUUUAGGCCUCGGCAUUCUGCCGUCGCUCUGCCGGCAUCUUAUCUAGUCAUCUUCUACUUUGAGCCCAGUGGGUGUGAAAAGUGUCAUGCCUGACACAUGAGAAACAGGACAUCAACUUCUAACUGAUGCGCUCAAUACGCUUUCUGUGGAAGAGGAUGGAUUCGGCCGUGAAAACAGGCGAAUCUUUGGCACAGGUGCUCGUGCAAACAUGCAAAAGAAAUUGUACAGAUUAUACCCGCGGUAUAGUGAUCUUCAGCACUGUCGCCUGUGAAAUAUCUGUAUUAUAACGCACCAUUCCUCUACAAGUUUGCUUCAGCAUUGAGGUCAUACUGUUAGAAAUGCACAUUUACAGUCGUACACGCAGCAGUAUGUUUUAUUCUAAGACACUCGCACACACUCAGAUGCAGCAAACUGAGCAAAUCACCAUCAUCAUCAUCAUCAGUGUAAAUUCCAGGCUCACUUUCUUUCUGUAUUUUUGUCACCUACCUCUGGACUGUGUGUUUCUCUCUCCGCGUAUUUGUUUUACUAUAAAAUCAACCCUCCACAGUCUCGUUAACACUAUGGCUUUCAAGUCUCAGUCCAAUUGUUGGUUACUAUAAAUAACGUCAGUAAGAAAGUUGCCAGAUAUCUGAAUGUUAACCAUUUUAGGAGUAACACUACACUGCAGUAGUCGGUGACGUUGCUUGUUGUGUGUGAGCUGUGAACCAGUCGCACUUCUCAUCCGAACAACAGGCUGGUUUCUGUUCUGUUGUGAUCAUGUGUUCGUGCCUUAAGUCUUGCUUUCUUAGCAUUGCAGCUCGGUCACAUGGGCUGAGCUGAAAGGCUUUACACUCGUUCAGAACUGUUCAUUGUCGGUAUGGCAACGCUGGUGGAUAUUAAUGUGUCAAAAAUGGUUUAUGAAUAUAAUUUAUGUCAAGAUGUUUGUUUUCUAAUUUUUCAUUGAUAUGUUUGAGUAAAUAAACUAGGUGUUUCUAUUUUAA
Molecule: messenger RNA, 7099 nt
Organism: Ictalurus furcatus (blue catfish)
Lineage: Eukaryota; Metazoa; Chordata; Actinopteri; Siluriformes; Ictaluridae
Gene: eea1
Product: early endosome antigen 1
Exons: 30
Coding region: 134-4342 (1402 amino acids)
Biological process (GO): endocytosis
Cellular component (GO): early endosome
Molecular function (GO): metal ion binding; 1-phosphatidylinositol binding
Source: RefSeq, a predicted model, not a curated record